AGAGGAAAACUAUGAAUAACUCAUCUCUCGAAAGCUUUUCUCAAUAUGUAGCAGAGCUACACAGAGAAUUUUUUGUUAAGGUUUGUUCCAAAUGGAGAGAAAUUGCACUCACCAUGAGAGAAACUGUCUUUGAUGAGGAUGACAAUCAGCACAUAGAUAUUCAUGAUAUCAAGUGUAAGGAAUGGGGAUUUCUCCUUAAGAAAUUGUUUGGUGUAACCCUUGGCACAGGUGAUUAUGGCCAUUUGACCAUUGAUCAUAGUGCAAUGCUACUCCGACAUUUUAGGUCAAUGUAUCAUUAUUCUGGGCAAGGAUUCGAAGCCUCGCACAAGUUGCAUCGCCAGUUGUAUUCCAGAGCAACAAACCAUGAUCAGGCAGGCCCUGGAGAAUCAUUGGACCAAAUACUCACCCAUUGGUAYGCAACCCAUCUACUGGAGCUGAGAUAUACAUUCCGCGAAGCAGUAAAAUGCCUUGAUUCAG
Actinia tenebrosa (Australian red waratah sea anemone) is the source of this 477-nucleotide messenger RNA. RefSeq lists its product as uncharacterized. The record is from RefSeq and is a predicted model, not a curated record. Lineage: Eukaryota; Metazoa; Cnidaria; Anthozoa; Actiniaria; Actiniidae.